Molecule: messenger RNA, 6600 nt
Organism: Myodes glareolus (Bank vole)
Lineage: Eukaryota; Metazoa; Chordata; Mammalia; Rodentia; Cricetidae
Source: RefSeq, a predicted model, not a curated record
CAAAUUCAGGUCCUCCUGCCUGUGCAGCAACCACUUUACCCACUGAGUUAUAUCCCAUGGUCUCCAGUUCCAAGUUUUAUUUUGGCAAAAUAUCCUGAAUUAAAUCACUGGUUUUUUUUUGUCCUUGAUAAGUAAAUAGAGGAAGCGAAGGUGUUAAAAUGUAAAAAUAACCAAUGAUGAAAAAGUCCAGGGUGCUAGGGCACAAGGUAUAUUAAGAUAGAUGUCUGAAGUCCUAAUGCCUUCUUCCUCUCCACGUUCUGCUUUGGUUAGGACUUAGUGAAUCAUAGUCUAUUGAGGGUGGGCUUGAUAUCAGCGCCCAGGCGGAAUGAAUAAAAGUAUUUCUGUUUACCUAGAAAGGUGAGUGGAGAGAACCACAAGCUCUCACCCCAACUCUGAAGGGGAAUGAAAACCUGUAGAAUUCAGGGACAUUGAUCUGCAUCUCGGGAAGGAGGAAGAAGUCCGGCAUCAAGGCUUCUUUCUUCAGUCUGAUAUGUCUAGUCCUGUUGCUUUUGGAUGCACCGUGUCACUGUUAGUUCUGGGUUCUCAUCUUAAUCAUCUCUAAUAGCAACCAGAGAAUCGGAGUUGGCUCGAGUUCCGGAGGCAGGCUGGCAGGAUUUGGGCUUGGUUGGAAACUCCCUGUUCCUUCUGUGGUGUCUCAGUUCAGGAAAUUGUUCUUGACCUCCCUGGCCCCAUGCUCACUGCACUUGAGGAAUUUAUUUCUCCUCCCUUGGUUACACAUUCUCUAGCUGCACCUCCAGAAUCUGAGGAACUUCCCGUCAGUUAGACUCACUCCUUGGCAAACCCGGAGUCCUUUGUAAACACUCUCAUCGUUUCGUUCCCUAAUAAACGGGUCUAGUGUUUCCUGCAGGUCCUUUCCUUCUGCUACUUGUUUUUUUCAUUUACUUUCUGAAGGACUUUACUGUGGAAGGACCCUUGUGGGAGGAAGAGACUUUUAUCUCUUGUUCUGCCAUUGUUGCUUGCUGAGUUUGGUACGAAUGCGUUGCCUUGCUGAGCUUCUAGCUAUUUUCUCAGGAUAGGGCUAAGAUGAAUGCAUUUUAAUACUUCACCUUUCCAUAUCAUUUAGGGUCUUACUUGGUCUCAGAUGCUCUGCCAAGCUGCCCACCUGUUGCAGUUCACAGCAAUGCUAUUCUAUAUUUGCUAUCAUAUUUAUUUUAGUGUAUGUAAAUGAGCAUAAUUUUUUCCUUUGCAGUAAAUAUCUUUUGAACUCAUGUGACUAUAUACCGGAUACUUAGACUAAAUAAAAAGAACAGGAAAAGUGUGACCAAACCUCCCUGCCUCACAGUGCCACUGGGAAUAGAGGUGAACGUUCACACACAUGGAAUGCCAUAGGAAGCAGAAUUGGAGGUGACCAGCAAAGCAGAUGGAUUUUCUUGAUGGGUAUAGGGUUCAGGUCGGUGGCAUGAGAUUGAAUGCAGAAGCUGCACUGCUACCACACUGAGGAUGUGCCUGACCUACCCCUGGAUGAAGGAAGGCAAGAUCCAUCCAUUUGUCAGCUUAUUCUGACAUUGACCUCAGUCACCGAAUGACUAUGUCUCCUUCAUCCAAAGAUUUGGAAUAUUCAAGUGCUUUCUCUUGAUGGUCUUGAAGAAGAUGGACACCACCAUGUCUUCUAGAAACAAAAGGAAGUGAGCUUAACUAACAGAAAGAAUACCUUUGGAACGGAACUUCCUUCUUCGGAUGGGAUGAAACCUCAGGUACCACUUGGGUGAUAGGCAUCUGAGACAUGAGCCAUCCAGCAGGACACUGCCUUUGAAGCUUGGUUAAUGACAAGUUUGCAUUUGGAUGUAAAUUUUGUUUUUCAACUCUAAAGUUAAACAACUUUACCAAAGAAGAAAGAUAGGUGGAUGGAGAUGUGGUUUCCUGAUGAGGAUCGUGUCCUGCUGUUAUGGAGGAGUUUGGUGUGGUAUUAGCACCCACACCCAGCAGCUCACAGCUGCCAGCAACCCUUGCUCCAUGGGAUCUAACACAUUGCUCUGGCCUCCACAGGUACUGGCAUCAGAGGCCAAUAGCAUCGGAAGCCAAUAGCAUUCCAGCUGGACUGGCAUCUACCCAUGCGUCCCUUCCCUGUCUGCCGGCGGCCAUGAGGGAUCUUCUUCAGUAUGUUGCCUGCUCCUUGGCCCUUUGCUCCACUGCGUUUUUGGUUGUGGCAACCUGGACUGACUGUUGGAUGGUGAACGCUGAUGACUCUCUGGAGGUGAGCACAAAAUGCCGAGGCCUCUGGUGGGAGUGUGUCACAAAUGUUUUUGAUGGGAUUCGCACCUGUGAUGAGUAUGACUCAAUCUAUGCAGAACAUUCCUUGAAGUUGGUGGUAACCCGAGCACUGAUGAUUACAGCGAACAUUCUUGCUGGCUUUGGAUUUAUCACCCUGCUCCUGGGUCUUGACUGUGUGAAGUUCCUACCUGAUGAGCCACACAUUAAAGUCCGCCUCUGCUUUGUUUCCGGGACCACAUUACUGAUUGCAGGUGCCCCCGGAAUUGUUGGUUCUGUGUGGUAUGCUGUGGAUGUCUAUGUCGAACGUUCCUCUCUAAUUAUACACAAUAUAUUUCUUGGGAUCCAGUAUAAAUUUGGCUGGUCCUGCUGGCUUGGCAUGGCUGGGUCUUUGGGUUGCUUUUUGGCUGGAGGUCUCCUCACCUGCUGUUUGUAUCUCUUUAAAGAUGUUGAACCUGAGAGGAGCUAUUCUUAUGCCAUGAGGAGGCGCUAUUCCACGGCAGGUACUUCCAUGGUGAGGUCCUACAUGGCCCCUCGGACAGAGACAGCCAAAAUGUAUGCUGUAGACACCAGGGUGUAAAAUCGGCCAAAUGUCAAUCUGUGUUUCUACGUUGUUUAAUUAAUCGAUCAAUGUAUUUAAAUUAAGAAAAACAAAUGAUCAAUUUUGGAGCAUUUAUUUACAUCUCAAAUUCAAUGUAUUAUUUGUUGGUUCAAUCAAAAUAUUUCUAAUUUUGCUGUCACAUCUUUUAUAAAUCUUGUGACUGUUCCCCCACAGUCUCUGUGUAUUUUGAGUUAAGGCUGAUAGAAUGUAGAAAUACGUUUCAGGUGUCUUUACUGCCUUUGGAGAUUAUGGCAGGGUGAUAUUAAAGUGAAAUGAUGCUUCAGAAACACAAAGCAAUUGAAAACAGGUCCAAAGUUCUAAUUUUGAAAGGAUCGAGGAGCUCUUAGCUCUCCCCGACUCAAAGCACAAUUUUUAUAUUCUCAGGAAACUUGUCAGUAACUUGAAACAAGGCUAUUGCUCUAAAUUUAAACUUGUAUAUCAGAAUCUACCAUAUUCAAAUAUUAUUCAAAUGGAAACAGAAAAAUACCAGCCUCAUGUCCCAGACUCCAGUGGGAGCUGCAGAUGGGAACUUCCCUCUCACAUUCGAAAUGUCAAUGGCAAAGGCUGAAUUAAUGUUGGAGUCAAGGGGAAUGUCUUCCCAAGAACGCAAGAGAUCAAAGGAUAAUUUUCACAUCACCCCAAAUCUGCCUAUGCAUGGUCAAAUUAUGUUUUGCUGUAUAAUGACUUGACCAGGGAGUUCCUCCAAAAUGGAUUGAACACUCGAAAUGUACAACAUUAGAAUUCACCAGCUAAGAACUCACUCAUCAGCCGACUCAGAGUGGAGCAAAUACAAAUGGAUUCUAUUAUUCUAGAGUUGAACCUCAAAUCUACAGAAGAAAUGUGUGAGGUUUGUUUUUAGGAAGACAAAAAAAAAAGGAUAACAUAAGCACUUAAAGGAGCCAGUGCAGACUCUUAAUGAGAUACAUGCGUGUUUCCAACAUAUUCACUCUUUUAAAUCAUAAAGUCCUUUAAAAAGCUAGAAAAUUUAAUAUCAGAUUUUUGGGUUUUUUUUCCAAUUCAAACAGACAACAUAAAUACUCUUAUACUACCCUAUAAAAAAGCACCAAACAAACUAAAAUUUAUUUCUUUGGGAAAAGAGAAAGGAAGUUAUUAAUUUCUGGAUUCCCCCAAACAAGUGCUUCUAACUUAGAAAAUUAAGAGUAAUAUGAAAAUGAAAUGUCAGAACACUACUGUGACAAAUUUAUGGGGAUAUCACAAAAUGUCUUCUUAAUUCUGGCUUCUGGAACAAUUAUAAUUUAAUCUUACCUCUAAGAACAGUUGGAUUCACCUAUCUUGUUCACGGAUUUCUUUAUUGGUGUGGUGGACACAUAAAAUCCUAUAGAUCAUACCUAGUCAUCACGUGGAUAUUAUUCUAUGCAUUUCAAAACCUUUUAUACAUUUUUCUCUGCUUGUUUUAAUUUUGAGUGUUAGUUGGGAGUGUUUGAGUACAUGCCUGUGUGUACACGUGUACAGGUGUGUUCAGAGGCCAGAGGAAGAUGUCGGUUGUAAAAGUGUCCUGUCUCAAAAAUCAAAAAAAAAGUGUUAAUUCUUUCCUUGACACAAUCAAACGGGAAGAGAGUCCCACAGAGAGACAGUGUAGGUCAGGUUCACCUAUGGGUGUGUCUGUUGAGGGUUCUGACCCUUCCCUCCAGCCAUUACCCUCUUGGUUCCUGGGGUAACGACUAUCCUGUUUCAAAUGCAGUAGAUUAGUUUUAUCAGUUUUUAAAUAAUUGUCUGUUUAUCACUCCUAUCCAAUUUCUUUCCUUCAGUAUCAUAGUGAAGUUUAUGAUACAUCUGCCUGGUUGCAUGUCGCUAUGUAGCUUAUGUAGUUAAGGCUGUUAAUUUUGUUACUGUAACAUUACUGGAUGAACAUUCUCGUGAACUCCAUUUUAGCAGUGAUAGACAUUUGAUUUGUUUCCAAUAUUUUCCUAUUAUAAAUGAGGUUGCCAUGAGUACUCCUGAAUGUGGUUUGUCAAUCAUCUGCAUCAUGUUUCUUGUAAACCUGACAAUUAGGUUGCUCUAACAGAGGUAUAUGUAUGCUCAUUGUGGUGGAUGACAUAGUCUUCUAAAGUGUGGUACCAACUUCAGCCUCACAGUUGUGUGGGAAUUCCAGGUGCUACACAUCUGUAUGAACACUGGUGUUCUCUGUUCCUAUAGCCAAUCUAGUGUUACAAUGAACAGUAACAUACACUGGCAUUGAAAAGCAAAAAUUAAAAUUACAUUUAAUUUUAUUCUCCCUAGUGGAUAGUAGACUAUUGUAUGCUUUGUAAGUUUUUUAAUAUUCAUUCAGUUAUAAGUUUUCCUACUGUAUUUCUUGUUUCCUGUUUUUUUCUUAUUGAUUAUUAGGUAUUUAUCAUUUUUUUUACACUAGGCCAUAUUCAGAAAUAUAAAACACAAAUGAAAUGCAGCAUUUUCUUUAACUCUAUGAAUGGUGUUUUUGACUGAAAUUAUUUAUAACACAUUGCAGUUCUUUAUAUUUCCUUGGCAGCUAUUAUUUUUUUGUAUUUGAUAAAUAUUUAGACAUUUUGGGGACCUACUCCUCCACUUUUUUAUGUUUUAUAUAUCUGAAUAAUCAUUUACAUUUAAUUUUAUUCAAACUGUAACAGUAUGCAAAAAUCUGUAAGUCUCAAGUUCAUUAAAUGAUAAUUUUAAUACACCCAACAUACUAUAUAAUUAGGUUUGAGAUUAAGAAACAAUAAUAGCAUAAAACUCAUGACUUAUAUAAAUUCUGAAAAUUACUCUGUAACAUGGUUAACAACUGACUCAAAUUUGAAAAUCAUGUUAGGUAGUUGAGAGAAGAUAAUACAUACAAUUUUAUUGUGUUAUAGAACUGCACAGUUUUCUUCUUAUAUUCUGUCUUUAAUUGUAGAAUCAUGAGUUUUAAAUUUUUAAAUAAUCUGAAUGCAAUGUAAUGAUAAUAUAGUGCAAUUAAAUGUAUUAUUUAAAAAGCUGAAUGCAAGAACAAAAUACAAAUGUAUCUACAUAGUUAUGUUAUUUAUUGAUAUUAAUAUGAAAUAAUAUGAAAGAUAGUUUCUUCAGUGUCCAAGGUUAAUUUUUCUUAACAUCGGUUGCAUUAGAGAAAUGCUUCCUACAUGUUAGGGUUGGCAUUUUAUUCUGUUUAAAAGCACAAGCAGUUUUUUGAUUUUUUUAAAUAUCAUCAUCAUCAUAUUAUUAUUAUUAUUAUCAAUGGAAAAGGAGGCAUGCCGUAGCACAUGUAUGAAAGUCAGAGGUCAAUGUCAUGGAGUCAGUUUUUUACUUUCAUUUUUAUAUGGGUUCUUAGGAUCAAAUUCAUGUUGUCAUGCUUGUGUGGUAAGUGCUUUACCCACCAAGUCACCUAGCCAUUCCUGUAUUUUUUAAUACAGUAGAAAUAUUCACCAUUUAUUCCUUUUAGCACUAAAAUUUAUUUUAUGCUUGAUUUCAGGGUGAGUGUAUUUUAAUAAACUUAUUUAAAGAAUAAAAUGAGUGGUUCUAUUGUCUUUUAGAUAUUUAUGGCCCCUAUAAACUUAUAUAUUUGAAUGUUUAAUCAUCAGGGAGUAGCACUACUUUAGAAGGAUUAGGAGGUGUGGUCUUGUUGGAGGUAGGUUUUGAGGUUUCAAACGUGCAUACUAGGCCUAGUGUUGCUUGUUCUCUUGGCCUGUGGAUCAGAAUAUAGUUCUCAGCUACUGUUCAAGGGCCAUGAGUGCCACCAUGCUCCCAUUAUGUUUCCAGCAAUUUGAAAAUGGGCUAACUGAAAUGUAAGCAAGCUCCAAAUAAAUCUUUUCUUGUUAUGA